Molecule: messenger RNA, 1968 nt
Organism: Ectocarpus sp. CCAP 1310/34
Lineage: Eukaryota; Phaeophyceae; Ectocarpales; Ectocarpaceae
Source: the annotation of a GenBank genome assembly
AUGACGGGGGGUCUUCCGCAGACGGCGUACGCUCCUCCUGUGCUCGACCCUGUAGACUAUCCUUCUCGCCGAAGAUACGGGGCCGUGGACGAUUACACCCGGAGACCGCACCACCGACUCGUUGAGGAGUCGAGCUCGGAUCACCAGCCGUCACGGUUACCGAUAGCAAGGAAGGACACGGUUGCCGUGUUGUGUGUGUUUGCCCUCCUCGCGGGAUACUACGUGGCUAACAGCAGAGAGGGCGACGACGGGGGGAACGAGAGAUCACAACUACAUGUAGGACGUACAGCCAGAUUUGUCGAGGAACACGCAGCAGCAGGAGGAGGAGCGUUAUCAUCGGGCGAGUCUGGCCAGGCGCAAGCUUUCACCGCUCUCAAUUUCUGCCACGUGCGGGACGGAAAGCCGGGGCAGGACUAUCCCUUCAAGCUUGUCGAACCCCGCCGCGAGACCACCCUGGCCGCAAGCUCCACGGGAAGGUUUCACGAUGGCCUAGGCUUCCUGGUGAGCCACUCGGUCCUCACCAACACGUUCGAGUACAGCUGGCAGGCCGUGAACCCGAAGCUCACCGUGCCGUACUGGGAUUUCACGAUCGAGACUUCCACCUCAACGGAGACGGUGUACGACCCGGCUUCCCCUUACACGAGGACGCCGUUGCUGAACGCUUCCUGGUUCGGCACCGCUGACGUAGACGACGGCAUGGUGAAGGAUGGUCGACGGGCGAAGUCGGAGAUCCCCAUGGUCAGAGACAACAACCCGGGUGGCCUCGAACCGGACGUGUACGGCAAGCUUCAGGCUCCCUGGAACACGAACGACAGAGCAUACCUCACGCGUGGGUUGGGUCAGCUGUGCCAGCUAAACACCAACCAGCUCUUACCGUGGCCCACCUGCCAGACGCACUACGAGCUCACAACGGGGUCCCACACCUUCUACGACUGGGUGUGGAACAGCAUGCACGCCCCCGACGCGCCGCUCCACCUGUGGCUCGGGGGAACCAUCGACUGCGCGGGCACGUACGAGGCGAUCGCCGAGCUCGUCGGAACUCUAUCGCGGAGACGCUCACGCUCCUGGCGAUUUACCACCGCAGGAACCUGUACUGCGACAACGUGUGUCGCUUCUAUCCCUCGUGCUCUUGCCCGCAUGAUAACCGGCCGGUUCAUGCAGCUCCUGUCGAGUGGCCAGUGCGGCUGCCACAGUUACGGCCUCGCACAGGGUAGCGACUACAAGAUUGUCAUUGAGAGUAUGGAAUACCUGGAAGACCUCAUUGGGGAGUUGGAUGACACUACGCAAAGGAAGGUCGUGGGGGCGCUCUGCACGGGCAUGGUCAACCUCGGGUCCCACUCACAGUCGAGCUCUACAUACGACCCGUUGUUCUGGCCGACGCACCCGACCAUGGGGCGCCUAUACCAGUUUCCGGUGCUGACCGGAUCAAUUGACGACUUUUGUUGGACGGACGCGGACAUCAAUGUCACCUUCGCCGACGGCACCACCGUCUCGGAGAUCACCAGCGUCUACUCCGACCACUGCGUCGGACAUCACGGUAGCGACGUGUUCCCCUACUUUCUGCUUGACACCGACACUGACGGCUUCGAGGUAGCCAACUCCUUGUCGUACGUGUCCGACAAGUUCGAGUGGUCGCACUGCGAGGCAGACGGUUUCGACUUCAACGACGCCUGGGAUGAUACCGAGCAGUCUCCCCCCGCCGCUCGGCCCUUUUCGCACCAUCAGAAGGCCCAUGGGCGCUUGGGGUUGUCUCUAGUCUAUACUCAGACUUUCACGAGAAGAUGGCUCAGCGCUUGAAGGGGGCAUAGAGCUCGGCACCCUCUGCCUCGGGUCAUUCCGGGCAACGCCGUACGUUGUGCGGGGCUCUUGGGCAACCUACCCGUUGUUACUUUCCAGCCCUCUUGUACGCCGCUGGAGAACCAUUUAAUUUGCGUUCGUUUUUGGGGCCCAAUCGUUGAGACUGACAGG